CUGGAUGGACGCGGUCGCUCCACGGCCACUCCGCGUCCUUAGGUACCCGCUUCAGCGUUGCGAUCUUUUCAAAUGGGGUCUUAAAAAAAUUAUAUCCUAUUUUAUGCAUCAAAAUCUUUUUUUGGUCUUUUUAAUUAGUGGAAAUUAUAACGCAUUGUAAAUAUGGCUUAUAGUGCUUUAGGAGCGAUUAUUUGUCUAACGAUUUUCUCGACUUUUCCGGGAGUGUGGUGUUCGCAAUGUGAUGACACAGUGCUCUCAGUGGUGCGGACUGCCAGUGCGGUGUUCACGGGGAAGGUGCAAGCCCUGAACGGGACCGGGUCUGAGCAGGAGGCGGUGGUGAGAAUCAAAAGGGUGUUCCGGAAGUCCGGACCGAGCCGAGUUGUCGACAACGACGCCCGCCGCCUCCAUGCAGACCUCGGACCCGGGGUGGAGUUGAGGGUGGCGGUCCCACCCCUCACGACGGCGGACAACGACCAGUUCCUCGUCUGUUUCGGGAUUUUCUCGCCGCUUUUCUCGUUGAGAGUGCGCGACACCAAGGUGUUCGUGGUGAAGCUUCGGCGCGGGAAUUUGGAGCAGAGGCUGGCCCGCAACCGGGACAACUACGCGCCCAGGUUCGAGCUUCUCGCCAGCCCCCUGCCGAUGUCACUCGCCAACCUGCACAGGGUCACCCUCGCCGUUAAAGAUGUUGGCUUCAAAGCAAUCCCUCAGCCCCUGGAAGAACUGUGCGACAAGACGUCGUGCACUCACGGGGCCAGCUGUAUGACCGGGGCGGAUGGCCGAGCGACGUGUCGCUGUCCUGCAGAAUGUCCUACACUGUACUCCCCGGUCUGCGGUACAGACGGGCAGACCUACAAUAACCUCUGCGCUCUCAGGAUGCACUCUUGCAGGAAACAGGAGAAUGUGCGAGUUCAACAUCCUGGAGAAUGUGACUCCUCGGACCCCUGCGCUGACAAGCUGUGCCCCAUGGGUGCCCGCUGUGUGCCAGCCCCUGACGGCCGCUCCGCCAGCUGUGUCUGCCCCCGUCACUGCCCCCAGUACGGGGACCACGCCGCCUCCAGGCCCGUCUGUGGCUCGGACAACCAGGACUACAAGGAUCAGUGUGAGAUGAGGCGCAGCGCUUGUGAACGUGGCAUAGACAUCGCUGUCAAGUACCACGGCGCCUGUGAUCCUUGCGAAAACCUGGAGUGUGUGGAGCCUGAAGUAUGUCAGCUGGACGAGGACCGCAAGCCAGUUUGCCGCUGUGGUGACUCCUGCUCCUUGGAGUUCACUCCUGUCUGUGGCUCAGACGGCAAAACUUACUCCAACGAGUGCGCUCUUCGCCAGGAGUCAUGUCGCUCAAAGAAACAUUUACGGAUCAUCUACAGAGGGACUUGCACUUCAGGUGUAAACCCAUGUAGCAGUGUUAUAUGCUCUCUGGGUGAGGAAUGCGUCAUCUCCAAGUUCGGUAUCGCCCAGUGCGAAUGCCCGUCCCAGUGCGAGAGCGUGGUACGGCCGGUGUGUGGAAACAACGGGCAGACCUACGACUCGCUCUGCCACCUGCGCAAGGCGUCUUGUCUCACUAACACGGACAUCAAGGUGGCCCACAACGGCAAAUGUGGUGCAAGUGGUCCUUGCAGCAGCCAUAAGUGCAGUCAGGGAGCCGUGUGUGUGGAGAGGAGUGGCCUACCCACGUGUGAGUGUCCUCAGUGCUCCGCAGAGUUCAACCCUGUCUGCGGCUCUGACGGCAUCUCCUAUGGGAACGAGUGCAAGCUACGUCUCGAAUCCUGUCAGCACAUGCGCAACAUCUCUCUCCUGCAUGACGGCUUGUGUGGUGGCUGCGAGAACAAGAAGUGUGACUUCUUCUCGGUGUGUGAAAGUGACCAGAUGGGGGAAGCGCAUUGUGUCUGCCCCCGAGACUGCUCACAGGAAGACAAUCCAGUAUGUGGCACCGACAAUGUACCGUACAAAAACGACUGCGAACUGCGAAAAACCGCCUGCGAAAAGAAGCUCCCACUGCAGGUCGCUUAUGACGGAGAUUGUGUACUGGCCGAUCUCUGCAAAGGAGUGAAGUGCAAGCAUGGGGCAAGAUGCGAGGCGGGGGUGUGCAUCUGCCCGACCAACUGCCCGUCUCUGCCCGAGGAGCCUGUGUGCGCCUCCAACAUGAAGACCUACGCCAACGAGUGCGAGAUGCAGAAACAAGCUUGUCUCUCGGACCCGCCAGUCUCUCUCACCGUGGUGUUCUACGGGGACUGCAACGACCGCCUCGGCCCAGGAAUGACGACCACCCCACUAACACCUGGAGCCAUUCCCCAGCCCUCACCGAAAGCCACAGAGGUGCCACGGGAGGCGUGCUCCGAUAUCCGAUGUGACUUCGAAGCCACCUGUGAGCUCGGAGUUGAUGGGUUCCCCAGGUGCUCCUGUCUGUUUGACUGUUCAGGAGAGCCCUUGAGCCACAUCUGUGGCUCCGACCUCCGCAUCUACCCAUCCAUGUGUGCCAUGAAGAUGGAGGCGUGUCAGCGCCAGGAGGAGCUUAGGUUAAGGCCCCUAGACCUGUGCCAAGGUAUGGAGGUCAAACCCUGUAAUGGUGAGCCCCCUGUGGUGGAUCCUCUGACAGAACAGGAGCUUGACUGUGGCAGUGGACCCAAGAGGCAGGAUUGUCCAUCAGACAGUUACUGCCAUCAGACCCCUCAGUUUGCCAGAUGUUGCCGGAAAGAAACUGGAGUAUACCUCAGGAGUUGCCAGGACUCUUGGUUUGGUUGUUGUCCUGAUGACAAGACUCCAGCACAAGGUCCAGAUAAUGCUGGCUGCCCCUCCUUGUGUGGUUGUAACAAAAUCGGAUCAUACUCAGAGACCUGUGAGCCCAACACGGAGCAGUGUCGCUGCAAGCCUGGGGUUGGUGGGCUCAAGUGUGAUCGCUGCGAGCCUGGCUAUUGGGGUCUCCCCAAAAUCACCAGUGGUCACCAGGGAUGCUUACCCUGUGGCUGUUCCACGAUGGGCUCUGUACGCGAGGACUGUGAACAGAUGACAGGUCGCUGUGUCUGCAAGCCAGGAGUUCAAGGUCACAAGUGUGAUGCCUGCUCUGACCCUGCACAGCUGCUGGGACACAAUGGCUGUGUUGCGGCUGACUCUGGUGAGAUGGCGACAGGUCUGCCCUCAUCGUGUGGGGAACUGACGUGUUUUGUGGGAGCCGUGUGUGAGGAGAGCGGUGGGCAGGCUCGCUGUGUCUGCACAAUGACCUGUCCCCAGGAGUCAGACCUACCUCAGAUGGUUUGCGGAAGUGAUGGUCAAACAUUUGGAUCAGAAUGUCAGCUGAAACUUUAUGCAUGUCGGUACCAAAAGGACAUUUCCGUUCAGGCCAUAGGAGCUUGUACAGAGGACAUGCUGGCGGGUACGGAGUGGCCCCUGAGACACUGGACAUCUGGAGCCAGGUACACAGAGCCUGAGGAUGUCAGUUCUCCACUCUCCAAGUCCACGAGACACCUGCUCAUGCCAGAGCCGAGACAAUACUACAACCGCCACGGUCAAGAGAUCAACCACUUCAUAACACCAGGCAAGAAUAGAGGAGGGUUCCAGCUAGCAGGCAGCCCCGCCACCCCCGCCACUGUACAGGUGUUCACAGCACUACUGGGAGAUCUCUGCUCUACAGACAGUGACUGCCCCAUCCCCCACAGCAUGUGUGUGGCGGGGGCUUGUACUUGUCGCCUCAACUACACACAGUCUACGGAUAGGCAAAACUGUAUAGAAAAUAAAGAGAAACAACGCAAACCAAAAAUGUUUUCAUGUGACUCCAACCCGUGUGUUAAUGGAGGGACAUGUGAGGACUUGGAUUCUGGUGCCUUUGUGUGUCAUUGCACUAAAUAUUUUGGUGGACUUUUGUGUGCUGACAUCCUAAUUCCAAGAACAAUUGAAGUAGCAGCUUUCAAUGGAAAGUCAUAUGUUAGACUGAAAAGACUAAAGGCUUACCACAAGCUUAGCAUUGAGAUUGAAUUCAAAACCUAUUCUAAUGAUGGAAUACUCUUCUACAACCAACAACAUGCAGAUGGCACAGGAGACUUUGUUUCACUUGCCAUUGUCAAUGGGUUCGUAGAGUUCAGAUACAACCUGGGCAGUGGACCGGUGGUACUGACGUCUCUAGAGCGAGUACAGCUACACAAGUUUCACCGUGUGAUAGCCAAGCGCUACCAGAGAGACGGUAUACUGCAGGUUGACAACAGUGAGGCUGUAGCGGGCCAGUCUCAGGGCACACUCAGGGCUUUGGAUCUCUUAGAGGAUGCCUUUGUCGGCUACGUCCCAACAUCCAUUAAAAAGGUGGCAGAAAACAUAGGAACCAACAUGGGAUUUUCGGGAUGUAUUCGGCGGCUGAAGAUCGGACGAAAGGUGGUGGAGUUGGAGGAAGGUCGUGACUGGAUGGUGGAGGCAGUCCACGACGUGAGGGAGUGUGGCUCCAACCCUUGUGCUAGCCUUCCCUGUCUCAACACUGCCACCUGUCUCUUCACCAGUGAGACAAACUUUACCUGUGUCUGCUCACCACACUACACAGGCUCAUUGUGUGAAGUCAGAAUAGAUCCUUGUGUAGUAAACCCUUGUGUUCUGGGGACUACGUGUGAGCCUCUACAACAAGGAGGCUUCACCUGUACCUGCCUACCAGGACAUGAUUGUCCCCUCACACAGCAUGAGUUUGCAAUACCAGAAUUUUCUGGUGACUCCUAUCUAGAAGCCAGAAAACUCGAGAAUGUAGGUAGAGCGUUUGCUCUAGAGAUUUGGUUUAUGAGCAAAGCAGAGAAUGGCUUACUGCUGUACAACGGUCAGCUGACUACAGGACGUGGAGACUUCAUCGCUGUCAACAUCGUCAACAGACACGUGCAAUUCAGGUUUAACCUGGGCAGUGGCAUCGCAAACCUGACAACACCAGAGAGGAUACAGCUGGGCGUAUGGCACAUGGUGCGAGCCAGUAGGUUAGACAAGGACGGCGUAUUACAACUGAACAAUGGCUCAGUAGUACGAGGAAUGUCAGGCCCUCCACUCAACGAACUAAACUUGGAGCUUCCUCUCUAUAUUGGCAGUGUUCCAAACUUCACUGAAACCAGCAGAGAUUCUGGAGUAGCUUUUGGGUUGAUUGGUGCAAUCCAGAGACUGAUUGUGAAUGGGCAGUCGUGGACAGGUCUGGGCAUGCAGGGAUCCAGAGUAGGAAGGUAUCAAGGUCCUCCCUGUCCUCCCUCCGCCAACCCUUGCCUCAACAGAGGUGUCUGCUUAUCCUCCCUCAACACCUUCUCUUGCAAGUGUGUCGACGGAUUCUACGGAGAACAAUGUCAACUAUCAGCUGCGAGUGAAAAGCCUGUCAGAUUUAAUGGAGACACUUUCCUGGAGUAUGCUUUCAAUCUCAUCUCUGGAAAAAGUGUUAACAUGUCUGAGCAUUUAAAUUUUACUAACCUGGUGGAGGAAUACUGGGAUGAAAAUUAUGAAGAAUACGAAGAUGCCGAAGAGGAAAUGGAGGAUAUGUAUGAUGAAGAUGAUUUUGUAUUUUUUGAUGAACAAAGGAACAGAAGAAGGACAAGGUUUGAAGUGUCUGUUCGUACAGAAGAAGCCAAUGGACUCCUGUUCUGGCUAAAGAGAGGAAAAAAUCCUCUAGGAAAUUAUGUGGCAGUGGCGAUAUCUGACGGUUACCCAGAGCUGAACCUCAAACUUGGCAGACACAUACCUCUUCUAACGGUUCGAUCUAAAGUCCAAAUCAAUGACGGAGAAUGGCACACCCUUCUGAUAGAGAGGUGGAAGCGAGGCGGCCAGAUUCAAGUGGACAACAAAGUUCCUGACAAGGUGCAAGCGGAGUUUGGGAAAACAAUGUUAAACACAAAUGCACAACUAUGGAUUGGGGGAGCUCCAACGCUGCCUGGAGGGCUGCCGUCAGCCUACUACCUCAACUACAAUGGCUGCCUACAGAGGCUGCUCGUAGACAAGGUCCCAGUCAACUUGCUGCAGCUAAAUACUAGUCUGCCCACGGACCAAUGUGAUUCUGUAUGAUGAUAAAGGAAGACUGAAGCCCUGGUGAAUGCAAGAUGAAUCAUUUGAACAUGUGUUGUGAUAAAGUUAGAAGUGUAAUAUAGAAACUUGUUAAUAUUAUUUUAGAAGCGAGAUGCAAACGUUUUGUAAACAAACUUUCCUAUGUGAAUAUUUAAAUAUGCACAUGGCCGUCCUAAGCCUAAAUACCAUGGUACAGCAGUUUGUAUAUAUACGUAUGUAUACAAAUGCUGACCAAAAUUAUAAAAAGAACACUUAAACAUUCAAUUAUCACUUUUCACGUAAUUGGUCAGGUUAAGUUUUCAAAACCAAUUCAUUCACGUCUUUAUUGAAAAAUAAAUAGAAAUACAACUAUUUCAUUACCUACUUCCUAAAAUUAAGUUGGAAUUUAAUUGUGAUAAAGUCAUAUUUAUGUAUUGAUUACUAGUUACCCUAACCCAACUUUCACAAUAAUGAUCAAUACAAUAGAAUUUAUAAAAACUCAUAGCUACCUAUUUUUUAAACUAAACCUUGAUAACUAUUUAUAUUCCAAUUGAUAAAAACCAAUAUAAUGGCUAAUAAUACUCUAUUAAGAAGAGAUUCCAAAACAAAUAAAUCAUUCUGAAGAAAAUUUGACUAACUAAAAUGUACAGUGAUGCAAAUAUUGUAACACAAAUAAAGGGAUUAAACAUGCAAUACUACAAAAUAUAUAAAGCUUCUUCAUGGAAUAUACAAUUUCUUGUUUAAAAGCUACAUUUAUAAACCGUACUGGGGCAGCCAUAUUCUUCAGGAAGACUUUGUUAACUUCAAUGGUGCAAGAAGAAUUAUUACUGUGUAAUAUGUAAGAAAUGUAAAAAUGGUAAUUAACAUUAGCAAUUAUAUUUCAUUAUUGUAUAGAAUAAAUCAUGUUUGUAAUAAACACAGACUUUGAUAA
Molecule: messenger RNA, 6907 nt
Organism: Homalodisca vitripennis (glassy-winged sharpshooter)
Lineage: Eukaryota; Metazoa; Arthropoda; Insecta; Hemiptera; Cicadellidae
Product: agrin-like
Biological process (GO): cell differentiation; multicellular organism development
Molecular function (GO): protein binding; calcium ion binding
Source: RefSeq, a predicted model, not a curated record